AUGGCGUCGAAUAUAACGGAAGACAGCAUCAAAGACUUACAAUACCGGCUCGAGGAUGCGACCAUCAAAUGUUCGGAACGAUGUCUGUAUCAGUCCGCCAAAUGGGCAGCGGAAAUGCUCGAUUCCCUCUUACCGAUUGACAACUAUGAUACAGACCCCGACUCACAAAUGGAUAUCGCAGAAGCCCCGCCUCCUCAGAACCCUUACCUUCGCAGCCAGGAUCCUCUUGAAGCGAGCCUAGAAAUCCAAGAGGCUCAUAAAUAUCUGUUGGCAAAGUCAUACUUCGACACUCGCGAGUACGAUCGCUGCGCUGCUGUCUUUCUUCCUCCUACGAUACCACCGGUUCCGCUCUCUACCACAUCGAUCCCCGUCACGUCGCCGAAGCUGAAAUCAAGACAAUCGUUGACACCGCAGAAGGGCAAGGCUAAAGCAACUCCCUUCGGAGGCGCAAAGGAAGGCGCUGCGGCACGGAACCCAUACCCCAAGUUAAGCCAAAAGUCAUUGUUCCUUGCGUUGUACGCGAAGUAUCUGGCCGGAGAAAAGCGAAAGGAUGAAGAAACAGAAAUGGUGCUGGGUCCGGCAGAUGGAGGAAUGACGUCUAAUCGGGAACUUUCUAGCUUGGCCUGGGGCCUCGAAGGAUGGUUCGCGGAACGGCGAGCAAAGGGUCUGGAAGAUCGCAAUCAAGGAUGGUUGGAGUACCUCUACGGCGUGAUUCUUUUGAAAGGACGUAACGAAGAGGAGGCGAAGAAAUGGCUCAUACGGAGCGUUCACUUAAACCCCUUCCAUUGGGGUGCUUGGCAAGAGCUGAACGACCUGCUUGCAAGCACAGAAGACCUGAAACAAGUGGUUGAAUUACUUCCGCAGAAUAUCAUGACUCUCAUAUUCCAUGUCUAUUGCAGCCAAGAGCUAUACCAGGCCACCGAAGACACCUACCAAGCUCUAUCGGAACUUGAGACUAUCUUCCCUACGAGCGCGUUCCUGAAGACUCAGAAAGCGCUCCUCUACUAUCAUUCAAAGGAUUUCGAAGAAGCAUCGCAUAUAUUCACAGACAUACUGAUAACAUCACCCCAUCGUCUCGACAGUCUCGACCAUUACUCUAAUAUUCUCUACGUCAUGGGGGCACGUCCUCAGCUUGCCUUCGUUGCUCAAGUCGCAACGGCCACGGACAAAUUCCGUCCGGAAACAUGUUGCGUAGUUGGAAACUAUUACUCUCUAAAAUCUGAACACGAGAAAGCGGUCAUGUAUUUCCGGCGAGCGCUCACACUGGAUCGAAACUUUCUCUCAGCCUGGACUCUUAUGGGCCACGAAUACAUUGAGAUGAAGAACACUCACGCGGCCAUUGAGUCCUACCGGCGAGCCGUUGACGUGAACCGAAAAGACUACCGCGCCUGGUAUGGUCUAGGCCAAGCUUACGAAGUGCUCGAUAUGUCCUUCUACGCCUUAUUCUACUACCAGCGCGCAGCCGCGUUACGACCAUACGACCCCAAAAUGUGGCAGGCGGUCGGGUCCUGCUAUGCUAAGAUGGGCCGGGUCGAGCAAAGCAUCAAAGCGCUCAAGCGUGCCCUCGUUGCUGGGUCAUAUUACGCGGAAGACGCCUCUCAGAACGGUGCAGCAGGCGGCCCCGGACGCAAGAUCCUCGAUCCCGAGACCCUGCACCAAAUCGCCACCCUCUACGAGCGGCUCGGGGACGAGGAAGAAGCAGCCGCGUACAUGGAACUCACUUUGCAGCAAGAGUCCGGUCAGGGGCCCGAGGACGAAUCUGUCACAUCGGACAAUGAGAACGACGAGGAUCAAUCCACCAGUGGGACGCCGCAUGAGUCGCGCCGUGCGCCGUCCUCUUUUGGUAACCAGAACGACAGGGAUGAUGGCACAUACCAUGGCACUGGCGUGACCGCCACGACGUCCAAAGCGCGUCUGUGGCUGGCGCGGUGGGCGUUGCGCCACGGGGACUUGGAGCGAGCGGAUCAAUUGGCGGGUGAGCUAUGUCAGGAUGGAGUCGAAGUUGAAGAAGCCAAGGCAUUGAUGAGAGAUGUCCGGGCCAGGCGAGAAGGUGGUGAAUAA
Messenger RNA from Aspergillus clavatus NRRL 1, 2061 nucleotides. Its product is annotated as anaphase promoting complex subunit CDC23. The record is from RefSeq and is a predicted model, not a curated record. Gene Ontology annotation, biological process: cell division. The coding region runs from base 1 to 2061 and encodes 686 amino acids. Gene Ontology annotation, cellular component: anaphase-promoting complex. The transcript is spliced from 4 exons. Gene Ontology annotation, molecular function: protein binding. Lineage: Eukaryota; Fungi; Ascomycota; Eurotiomycetes; Eurotiales; Aspergillaceae.